Molecule: messenger RNA, 773 nt
Organism: Gasterosteus aculeatus aculeatus (three-spined stickleback)
Lineage: Eukaryota; Metazoa; Chordata; Actinopteri; Perciformes; Gasterosteidae
Gene: pin4
Product: protein (peptidylprolyl cis/trans isomerase) NIMA-interacting, 4 (parvulin)
Biological process (GO): rRNA processing
Molecular function (GO): peptidyl-prolyl cis-trans isomerase activity; DNA binding
Source: RefSeq, a predicted model, not a curated record
UCGAUGCGCAUGUCAUGCAUGCGCAUGUUGUUGCAGUGUUUUGCUAUAAGUCCUGAAUUUCCUUUAAUGUUAAUCUAAAAUGCCACCAAAGGGAAAAGGUGGCAAGGGUGGUAAAGGAGGAGCUUCCGGAAGUGCAGACGCUGAGAAAAAAGAGAAGGCACCAAAGGGAGGCACUGCUGUAAAGGUCCGGCACAUCCUGUGUGAAAAACAUGGAAAGUGCAUGGAAGCAAUGGAGAAGCUGAAGGCUGGAGUCCGUUUUAGUGAAGUCGCUUCACAGUACAGUGAGGACAAAGCCAGACAAGGAGGAGAUCUGGGGUGGAUGACUCGAGGAUCGAUGGUUGGACCUUUCCAAGAAGCAGCGUUUGCCCUCGCUAUCAGUACCAUGGAUAAACCCGUCUACACCGACCCUCCUGUCAAGACAAAGUUUGGGUACCACAUCAUUAUGGUGGAAGGAAAAAAGUGACGCAGGAUGGCUCAGCAUUUUGAAAUAAUGACAUAUACAUUACACUGUGCUAUAUUGUGAGUUCUUUUUCUUGAUCUUACUGUUUUGAUACAAGUUUUGCUUUUUAAGUUACAGAAUAUUUAAGAAUAAAACAAUUAAAUGAUCUUUGUGUGUCAGCUUUGUCUUUGUCGAAUGUACACACCUUACUUAAAAAUUCAAGGGAAUACUCUUUCAGGCAAAACUUUUACAUUUAAAUAAUUCAUUGGUUAUCAUUUUCAGUCUGAUAAAGAAAUCAAACCACAAACGACCAAAUAAAUGUUUAUUCACUCAA